ACGAGCUCCAGGUGUGACCUUCCAAGGAUGGUGCAGGACUUCAUUCGUAAGCUGGCUCAGCUGGGGAGCGUCCUGCCCCGUGCAUGAGUCAGCACGCAAGUAGUUAAGUUGGCGAGCCUUGGCUUCUUUGGUUAGAGCAUUCAGCCUCCGAGAGUUAACCUGCAGCACUGCUCAGAAGAGCAGGGGCCGAGCAUUCAGAAGCAUCCUACCGCUCAGGCUUGCGGGAGCAAUGACAUGCGGUUUUGAACAAGCAGCUGCUGCAGCAGGUCUGGAUUUCAGAAAGCACUGAAAAGUCUCAGCCAAGCAACCUUCCAGGGGAAGGAGAACAGAAUUCUGGGCUGUUAUUUGCUUUCCUGGGACACGGAAACUCUUUUGAGUGGUUGAAUCAGGAGAAAUGGCCAAACGCACCUUUUCCAUGUUAGAGGCAUUCCUGGUUUUCCUCCUUGUGAUGAUGACUGGGAUCACAGUGGCCCUUCUCACCCUCUUGUUUAUCACCAGUGGGACCGUUGAAAAUCACAAAGAUUCAGGCUUGCUGACCACUCAGAGCUCUCCGGCCACCGAGGGCUCCAUGGCCCCUCAAGGCUCAACAACCCUCGCCCAGGGCCCCACACCCACUCUGGUGUCUCCAACCCCCAGCACCCCAGAGCCGACUCUGUUUCAGAACUUCAGCGGCUACCACAUUGGCGUUGGACGAGCUGACUGCACAGGACAAGUAGCAGAUAUCAAUUUGAUGGGCUACAGCAAGACUGGCCAGACUGCACAGGGCCUCCUCACGAGGUUGUACAGUCGUGCGUUCGUCAUGGCGGAACCCGAUGGGUCCAAUCGAGUGGUGUUUGUCAGCAUUGACAUAGGCAUGGUGUCACAGCGACUCAGACUGGAGGUCCUGAACAGACUGCAGAGUAAAUAUGGCUCCCUGUACCGAAGGGACAACGUUAUCCUGAGUGGCACUCACACACACUCAGCUCCUGCAGGCUAUUUCCAGUACACUGUAUUUGUAAUUGCCAGUGAAGGAUUUAGCAAUCGCACUUUUGAGUACAUGGUCACUGGUAUCGUGAAGAGCAUUGAAAUAGCACACAGAAAUAUGAAACCAGGCAAAAUCUUUAUCAAUAAAGGAAAUGUGGAUGGUGCCCAGAUCAACCGGAGCCCUUCUUCCUACCUUCAGAAUCCAGUAUCAGAGAGAGCAAGGUAUUCUUCAAAUACAGACAAGGAAAUGGUACUCUUGAAACUGGUAGAUUUGAAUGGAGAUGACCUGGGCCUUAUCAGCUGGUUUGCCAUCCACCCAGUCAGCAUGAACAACAGCAAUCAUCUUGUAAACAGUGACAAUGUGGGUUAUGCAUCUUACCUUUUUGAGCAAGAGAAGAACAAAGGAUAUCUACCAGGAGAGGGACCGUAUGUAGCAGCUUUUGCAUCAUCAAACCUGGGAGAUGUGUCCCCCAAUAUUCUCGGCCCACAUUGCAUCAACACAGGAGAGUCUUGUGAUAACGCCAAUAGCUCUUGUCCUGUUGGUGGGCCUAGCAUGUGCAUUGCUAUGGGACCUGGAGAGGAUAUGUUCGACAGCACCCAGAUCGUAGGGCGGAUGAUGUAUCAGAAAGCAAAGGAACUGUAUGCCUCCACCUCUCAGGAGGUAACCGGGCCACUGGCUGCGGCUCAUCAGUGGGUGAACAUGACGGAUGUCACCGUCUGGCUCAAUUCCACACACGCAGCAAAAACAUGUAAACCAGCCUUGGGCUACAGCUUUGCAGCUGGCACAAUCGAUGGAGUUGGAAGCCUCAAUUUUACGCAGGGGACAACAGUAGGGGACCCAUUUUGGGACAUUAUUCGGGAUCAGAUCCUGGGCAAGCCAUCUGAAGAACUCAAAGAAUGCCAUAAACCAAAGCCAAUCCUUCUUCCCACUGGAAUGAUGUCAAAACCUCAUCCAUGGCACCCAGAAAUUGUUGAUGUUCAGAUUAUUACUCUUGGGUCCUUUGCCAUCACUGCCAUCCCUGGGGAAUUUACGACCAUGUCUGGACGAAGACUUCGGCAGGCAGUUCAAGAAGAAUUUGCAGCUUAUGGGAUGCCAAAUAUGACCGUUGUUAUUUCGGGUCUAUGUAACGUAUAUACGCACUACAUUACCACUUAUGAAGAAUACCAGGCUCAGCGGUACGAGGCAGCAUCCACAAUUUAUGGACCGCAUACUUUGUCUGCUUACAUCCAGCUUUUCAGAGUCCUUGCUAAGGCCAUUGCUACGGACACAGUAGCCAACCUGAGCAGAGGUCCAGAGCCUCCAUUUUUCCAACAGCUGAUAACGCCAUUAAUUCCUAAUAUUGCGGAUAGAGCACCCAUAGGCAAAAAUUUUGGGGAUGUCCUGCAGCCAGUGAAAUCUACAUACACGGUGGGAGAAGUUGUUGAAGUUAUAUUUGUAGGUGCUAACCCAAAGAAUUCGGCAGAAAACCAGACGCAUCAGACCUUCCUUACUGUGGAGAAGUAUGAAGCCACAUCAGCAACAUGGCAGAUAGUGCAUAAUGAUGCCUCCUGGGAGACUCGUUUCUAUUGGCACAAGGGAUUACUGGGUCUUAGCAAUGCAACGAUACAAUGGCACAUUCCAGAUACUGCCCAGCCUGGGAUCUACAGAAUAAGAUACUUUGGACACAGUCGGAAGCAGGACUUACUCAAGCCUACUGUCAUACUUUCAUUUGAAAGCACUUCCUCCGCUUUUGAAGUUGUAACUACUUCGUAAAAAGUUGACCAAUCAUUUAAAGAGCAGCUGUGUUGUCAAUUUAUGAUUCAUAUGACUGAUUCGAUGCAAAUGUAACCUAUCAUGAUGACCUCUAUAAUUGUCCCUGUUUGGGUAUGGAGAGUUUACUGCUAAUAGGACAGAGGGGUGUGUGUGUGUGUGUGUGUGAGAGAGAGAGAGAGAGAGAGAGAGAGAGAGAGAGAGAGAGAGAGAGAGAGAGGGAAAGAGAGAGAGAGGUGUAGCCCACUUACCUUGCUCCCUUGGGGUCCUGUGGCUAUUUAAAGAGACAGUUCCCUUUAAUAUGAAACCUCUAAAUGUUAGUAAGAGUAGUUGAAGAUGUGUGAAUAAUGUUUAAACUAUUUAUUUAUACAGUUAUGGAAUGUUAGCACUGAAAAAGUUGAACGAGGUCAUCUAGUUUGAUCCUUCAUUUUGCAGAUGGGAAAAAAUGGUUUUAUGGAUUUAAAAUUAGCAUAAGGCUAGGACCUUUCCCCUCAGUUACAUUUAAAAAAAUAUAAACAUUGACCAUAAAUGUAUAAGUCCAACUGGAGAAAAUUAGCAUGCCAGUUUUUCUAUUCUGAGCAUACCCUUUCAAAGCAGUUACCUUAGAGUUGAUAUGCCUAAUUCAGAGUUUUGUUGAUGCUCAAAUCAUUUCUGGUAUUGCCUUCAGAGCCCAAUUAUGAGAAGGUCAGAGUUGGAAUAGUUUGGUCAUGCCCUGUGUUUCCCUAAGUGCUCUUACGCCACUCAGUUGUGUGUUGUGUUCCCGAGACUUGUUCUAAGCAAUGUUUUCACUAAUCAAAUUCACCCCAAACCCACAAAGUUUUGCUAUUAGUGUAGAAAUUAAAAUGACAGUGUUACUGGCUUGGAAGAGAGUCCUCAAAGAAGAGGCGCUAAAAUCAUUUCUCUAUUUUCACUUAUUUACUCACUCACGGACCCAGUCAAUUACAGAACGUUUAUUAGACUCUCAUACCCCACGUGGUACUAGUGCCUGGCCCUGACAAUUAGUGUGAUCACAUUUAGGAUGAAUGUAUAAGUGUCAAAAGGUGACUGCUUUGAAGGAGGAAAUAUUUAAUUCAAUAUAUAAAUUUUAGGCAGGUAUUUAAAAAUUAGUAAUCUUUAAGUCACAUCUUGUAUAUCAUUUGUGUUGGCUACUCUAAUUUGGGGGUAAAAAUGCUCUAGACAAUUUGGAAGAAGCUAUUUUCAAAGUUAUCUUGGGGUAUGAUGAAAUACCCAGUCUAACAUCGCAAAGAAUGAGAUAUGACACACACUCUGACAUCAAUUACCUGAAAGUACUAAUUGCAUUUAAAAUUAUCCAAGUUAGCUAGGAGCUCGCAGCUGCAAUGUAAAUUUCUAAAAACUGAGCCAUGCUUUUGUAUGUGUGUAAAGGUUUUAGCAUUUUAGGGAAAUAACAACUUUUAUUUCAAAAAAGCUUGAAAGUUUGAAAAUCGUAAUGAUAGUUAUGAUGGUAAUACUACCAUCCAUUUAUUUAAGACUGAAGUGCUAUAAGGUAUUGGAGUGAACCUGGGGUAUUUUUUGAUGCGUCUCCUCUAGAGGCUGUUUCUAUGGAAGUUAACUGCUGGAGAAUUAGGAUUUCAAUGGGUAAUGAUCAUUUUUCCUGAUCACAUCACAGUAUUUAGGGUAAAAGUUCAGAGGCCUGAAAGAGCAGGUGCUUCAGAAAGUAGUGGGUCCCAGAAAGAUAAAUUAUGUUAGAACUGAUCAUAGAUUCUUAAAAGUAUUUCUUAUGACUCAGGGGAAUUUUUGAAUUAUCUUUCCAUCACCUCCAUGCCUCCCACUGAAGCUUUCCUCAGUCAGCCUGUGAUUCCCUAUUGUUGACUUGCAACUGUGCUGAAGCAGGCAUUGUAUUGCCUACUGAUAAUCCUUUUGCACCCCACCCGCUGCCACCAGUGCUCCUGGCCGCCCCACAUAACCCACAGAAGCAUUUUUUCUCACUGGCUGCCACUCUUCCAACCACUGCAGUUCCAUUUCUGCAGUUUGUAGGUAAAAAUAAGACCAGAUUCCUACAUCAUAGAUACUAUAGUUACUCACUUGAGCAUUAAAGAACACCACGAAGAGGCUGAUCUGAUCUGUUAAUAUAAAAACAGGGAUCCAGUCUGUGUCUGUGUCUGUUCCUGGGGCUGGCUCAUUGGAGUCCAACCAUGUGGAGAAAACGGAAACUGGUCAAAAAUGUAAGAAAGGGGGUUGGACUGGUGGGAGAACUCUUUUGGAGAAGAUUUUGUUUCUCAUGUCAAAGUGUCCAUAUUUUAUUGUUGUAUCCUGUCUACUCUCGUUUUAAGGAUGCUAUGACUUCUUCUAAAAGUACUGAAUGAUCCGUCUAUGUUUUUCAAUGAAUAUUAUAAAAAAUUGUCAGUAUUUAAUAGAACGUUAAUAAAUUAAUAAUCACAUUUGGGAGAUUAUUUUCUAAUGGGAGGUGUCCACAAAUGAACACUUUCUUUCUUUUUAAGAGAUG
Messenger RNA from Camelus dromedarius (Arabian camel), 5177 nucleotides. RefSeq names its product neutral ceramidase. Lineage: Eukaryota; Metazoa; Chordata; Mammalia; Artiodactyla; Camelidae. Gene Ontology annotation, biological process: long-chain fatty acid biosynthetic process; sphingosine biosynthetic process; ceramide catabolic process. Gene Ontology annotation, molecular function: N-acylsphingosine amidohydrolase activity. Gene Ontology annotation, cellular component: extracellular region. The coding region runs from base 395 to 2716 and encodes 773 amino acids. The transcript is spliced from 22 exons. The record is from RefSeq and is a predicted model, not a curated record.